AUCACUCUUGUUGAUAAUGAUGGUGUCAAGUUAAAGUUUCUCUUGUGGGGAGAGCAGGUUCUCCUUGCGAAUCUUUUCAGUGUAGGAAGUAUGCUUGCACUGGAUAGACCUUUCAUUGCAAAUGUUAUAGACAGUGAUAUGCAAACAAAUGCUGAAAUUUGUCUUGAAUAUGGUAGUGCCACACAGUUAUAUUUGGUCCCCUUUAUUCAACAUGAAGAGCAGGUACUUGUAGCAUCCACACCAAAUUGGUGUCAAGGAUCAAGGCUGUUGAAUGGAUUGAGUCAAAGUCAGGGUCCUAAAGUUUCUCAAGUGGCAUUGCCCUACAAUUCUGAAGGUUCUAUUGACUUCAGUAAUUAUCCUUUCAGAUCAUUUAUUGUUGAUCUUCGUGACAAGAUGACUAGAAUCAGCCUUUAUGGUGCUGUAACAAACAUCUUAAGAGAAGGGGGGAGAGAGAGGUGGAGGCGAACGUUGCUGGUGGUGGAGAGAGAGGGCUGCACGCGGUUGUUGGUGGUAGAGAGAGAGGGCUGCAAGCGGUUGCUGGUGGUGAAGAGAGAGGGCCGCACGUGGACGUCGCUCGUGGCAGGGAUUGAGGGAGAGAGAGGGCUGGAAUUGAGUUCGAUGGAGAGAAGGUUGCAGGGGUCUGCACGCGGUUGCUGGUGGUAG
Molecule: messenger RNA, 663 nt
Organism: Magnolia sinica
Lineage: Eukaryota; Viridiplantae; Streptophyta; Magnoliopsida; Magnoliales; Magnoliaceae
Exons: 4
Coding region: 91-663 (190 amino acids)
Source: RefSeq, a predicted model, not a curated record